Messenger RNA from Xiphophorus hellerii (green swordtail), 2772 nucleotides. It is a transcript of the gene pkma, whose product is annotated as pyruvate kinase M1/2a. Gene Ontology annotation, molecular function: pyruvate kinase activity; potassium ion binding; magnesium ion binding. Lineage: Eukaryota; Metazoa; Chordata; Actinopteri; Cyprinodontiformes; Poeciliidae. Gene Ontology annotation, biological process: glycolytic process. The coding region runs from base 155 to 1747 and encodes 530 amino acids. The record is from RefSeq and is a predicted model, not a curated record. The transcript is spliced from 11 exons.
GGAUGGAUAUGAGCAUCCCUAGAAAGUAGUUCCAUGCAGUGAGGAAAUAGCAGGGUAGAUCACCUUGAAGCUGGUCUCAGACUGCCAGCAGUCGCAUCGCAGCAGACAUCCUCUACCAGAGUUCAGUACUUGUCCAACUGUAAAAGGGAUCGCCAUGCCUCUGCCAAAAGACAUGGGCUCUGCCUUCAUCCAGACACAGCAGCUCAACGCUGCCAUGGCCGACACCUUCCUGGAACACAUGUGCCUGUUGGACAUCGACUCCGAACCCACCACAGCCCGCAACACUGGCAUCAUCUGUACCAUCGGACCAGCAUCCCGAUCUGUAGAUAUGCUAAAGGAGAUGAUCAAGUCAGGAAUGAACAUUGCUCGUUUGAACUUUUCCCAUGGUACACAUGAGUACCACGCAGGCACUAUCAAGAAUGUGCGGGAGGCGUGUGAGAGCUUCGAGCCAGGCAGUAUCCAUUACAGACCCAUCGGUGUUGCCCUGGACACCAAGGGCCCCGAGAUCAGGACCGGCCUUAUUAAAGGAAGUGGCACAGCUGAGGUUGAGCUGAAGAAGGGCAACAUGAUCAAGGUUACCUUAGACGAUGCCUACCAGGACAACUGCAGUGAUGAGGUCCUCUGGCUGGACUAUAAGAACAUCACCAAAGUGGUGGAAGUUGGCAGCAAGGUCUACAUCGACGAUGGGCUCAUCUCUCUGCAGGUCAAGGAGAUUGGCAGUGAUUACCUCAUGUGUGAGAUUGAAAACGGAGGCACUCUGGGCAGCAAGAAGGGGGUGAACCUUCCUGGCGCUGCCGUCGACUUGCCCGCCGUUUCAGAGAAAGACAUCAAGGAUCUGCAGUUUGGUGUGGAGCAGGGAGUCGACAUGGUGUUUGCCUCGUUCAUCCGCAAAGCAGAUGAUGUACAUGCUGUCAGAGCUGUGCUUGGAGAGAGGGGCAAAAACAUCAAGAUCAUCAGCAAACUGGAGAACCAUGAGGGUGUACGCAGAUUUGAUGAGAUCAUGGAGGCUAGCGAUGGCAUCAUGGUUGCACGUGGUGACCUGGGUAUUGAGAUCCCCACAGAAAAGGUCUUUUUAGCUCAAAAGAUGAUGAUCGGUCGCUGCAACAGAGCUGGCAAGCCCAUCACAUGCGCAACUCAGAUGUUGGAGAGCAUGAUCAAGAAGCCUAGACCGACCCGCGCUGAGGGCAGCGACGUUGCCAACGCCGUCCUGGACGGAGCCGAUUGUAUCAUGCUGAGCGGAGAGACUGCCAAGGGAGAUUACCCCAUCGAGGCAGUGCGCACACAGCACAUGAUAGCACGAGAGGCAGAAGCAGCCACCUUCCACAGACAGCUGUUUGAGGAGCUGAGGAGAAGUUCCCGCCUGACCAGAGACCCCUCAGAGGCUGUAGCAGUCGGAGCUGUUGAAGCAUCCUUCAAAUGCUGUGCUAGUGCCAUCAUUAUUCUCACUAAGACUGGAAGGUCUGCUCACCUGCUCUCCAGGUACAGGCCUCGUGCUCCCAUCCUCGCUGUGACCCGUAACGCCCAGACGGCUCGUCAGGCCCAUCUGUACCGCGGGAUCUUCCCUGUCCUCUACACCAACCCCCCUCACGAUGUGUGGGCAGAGGAUGUUGACAUGCGCGUCAACUUCGCAAUGGAAAUGGGCAAGGCCAGAGGAUUCUUCAAAGACGGUGACGUUGUCAUCAUCCUGACUGGCUGGCGUCCCGGCUCCGGUUACACCAACACCAUGCGUGUGGUCCUGGUGGCUUGAGCAGCCAACGCAGCUGCACUGCACUGACCCUUCACGUUUAUCUGUCUUUCAUUUUCACCAUCCCAAUGCCUCACCCCUAUAAACACUCAGAUGUUUAGUUUUUAGGUUCUCAUGCAAAUAAUUAAUCAGAAGACGACCCUUAUGACCGAGCAGCUGCUUGGGUGGGAGCAGUUUUCUUCCAGACAAUUCCAAAUAAUGUUAUCAUUCCUUGAACAGAUUUAUCUUUUUUUGUCAAACCUUUUGUCAGGACUACAGAUUAUUACACCCCAAGCAAAAACAGCUAUAUUUAUUCACUCCGACACUUGUAAUAUUAAAUAUGAAAGCCUAUGAGUGGAAGCAUCGGUGUGUGUGUGUGUGCAUGCAUGUCUGCCUCCUGUUUGGGUGUUGAUGGUUUGGAGCCGACUAAUCUUAAAGAGCCUUGUUGAACUGUAAAGAACAAACUAAUGGCAAACAAAGGUCUCGACUCCAUGACUCCCCUAAACAGACGUUUGUGUAGUGCUCUCAGUAUGAAGUGUCCUCUCUUAUAAACCAGCUUUGUUUCAGUGUAUCUGUUAGUGUUGCACUCCUUACCUUCUCCAGACACUGUUACAUUCUAAAUUGUACUUGACUUUUGUGAAAGGUAAACUUCUUUAUUUUGUUGUUGUUUUUGGGACAUUCAAUUCUGCUUAUAUUUUUUCUGACGAGAGAGAUAAAAAGUUUUGAGUGUCCAAUCCAGAGGAGUUAAUGUUCUGUGUUGUUAGAUGUGUCACAAAGCCUUUACAUUUCUUUGCAUUCAGAUAAUAUCCGAGGGGGAAAAUUGUAAACAUUUGAUUUGGAUCAAGAGAUCAGAACUCAUGUUUCAGAGCUCUCUCAUCGUCUUCUCUGUUGGUGAUCCACUGUAGCUGUCCUGCUCCUCUAACAUGCUUUUGAUUGUAAUGCUAGAGACUAAGAACUAACUAUGUAAAGGGGGAUUAUGAUGUUUAGCUGGUGUAGUGAGAUGUCUCAUAAGACCGAAGUUCUAUCAAUAAAGUGAGCACCUAUCAGAA